Messenger RNA from Colletotrichum orchidophilum, 1428 nucleotides. RefSeq lists its product as uncharacterized. Gene Ontology annotation, cellular component: vacuolar membrane. The coding region runs from base 1 to 1428 and encodes 475 amino acids. Gene Ontology annotation, biological process: amino acid transmembrane transport. Lineage: Eukaryota; Fungi; Ascomycota; Sordariomycetes; Glomerellales; Glomerellaceae. The record is from RefSeq and is a predicted model, not a curated record. The transcript is spliced from 4 exons. Gene Ontology annotation, molecular function: amino acid transmembrane transporter activity.
AUGACUGUACACAAAGUCGAUGACGGCAGCGCCAUGCCUUCCGGGGUGACUGACGAUAAAAUUAGGCCGCCUUCCGUACACAACGAGGUAUCUUCCCUCAAGGGACAAGCCUUGACGACGCACGAGGUCUUCAAGGAUACGGAAGAUGGCGUCCAGUUCCGUACGGUCAGCUGGCAGAGCGCCACGAUCAUGUUCCUCAAGAUUCAAUUCGCCAUGAGCAUCCUGAGCGUCCCUGGAGCCUUUUCUACCCUUGGUGCCGUUGGUGGUGCCCUUUCUCUCGUCGGAUGGCACGUUCUCAACACUUAUACCGCAGUCAUCCUGGGCGAAUUCCGCAAUCGCCAUCCCGAAUGUCACACUCUGGCCGACAUGUGUGGUCGCCUCUGGGGUCGCGUCGGCAAAGAACUCGUCGGACUGCAGAUUCUCAUCGCCCAAGUCCUCAUCUCGGCAGCAGGCAUUGUUUCGAUUUCGACCGCGUUCAACGCACUAUCCAACCACGGAGCGUGCACCGUCAUCUUCACUUUGGUGUCUGCGAUCCUCAUCACCCUGUUUUCCGCAGUACGUACAUUCAGCCGUCUAGGCUGGCUCACCUGGGUGGGAUUCACCACCUUCUUCAUCGCCGUCUUCAUUUUCGUCGUCGCGGUCACACAACAAGACCGUCCUGCCAUUGCUCCUCCAGGCGACUUUGACCUCGGCUGGACGGCUAUCGCCCACCCGACUUUUGUUGCCGGCAUCACCGCCAGCGCCAACAUCUUCAUCAGCAACAGCGGUUCUUCCAUGUACUUGCCCAUUAUCUCGGAGAUGCGUCGCCCGGAUCAGUACAGGAAAGCUGCUUUGGUCACGGGUGUCCUCGUCUUGGCAAUGUAUCUCUCCUUCUCGCUGGUCAUCUAUCGGUGGUGCGGCGUCUGGCUCGCGACUCCUGCUUUUGGAAGUGCUGGCCCGCUGUUCAAAAAGAUCUCGUACGGUGUUGCGCUUCCCGGCCUCAUCAUCGGUGUCGGCAUCUACCAGCACGUGGCAGCCAAGUACCUGUUUGUGCGUAUCUUGAGAGAUUCGCAACAUCUUCAGGCCAACACCGUCAUUCACUGGACAACCUGGGUUGGCAGCAACAUGACACUCGGAAUUCUCGCCUUCAUUGUGGCAGAGGCGGUCCCCAUUCUCAACUAUCUCCUGGGACUCGCUGGUGCUCUCUGCUUCGCUCCCUUCAGUCUCAUAUUUCCGGCUUUAUUGUGGAUGCAGGACUUUUCGUCGUACCGAAAGGGAGGUGCAGCAAAGAAAGCAAUGUAUGUGUUUCACGUUUUCGUUGUGCUUGUGGGCCUAUUCAUGGUGGUGGCCGGGACAUAUAGUGUCGCCGUGUCCAUCAAGGACGCGUAUGCGUCGGGCUUGAUUUCGAAGGUUUUCAACUGCGCGGACAACUCUGGCACAAUCUCCUGA